CGGCUGGCUCCCAAAUAAAUUCCUCGGCCGAAAAUAAAAGAAAAGCUCACCUACGAUUCCUGGAGCCUGCAGAUCAGCCCUUGUCCAGGAACCGUACGAACAUCGAGCCCACCGCCAACGCCCCGCCCCGCCCCGCCCAGCCCCACCGGCGACAUGAAUCCGCCCGCAGCAGCCGCGUCGUCCACCGGCGGAGGAGACCGCGCCGCGGAGUACGCGCCCUACCCGAGGCUCUCGCCGGAGGACGUGGCCCCGCCCCCGCCUCCCCCGUACCAUGCCGCCACCGCCGCGCCGCCUGCCUACGGCGGCAACCCCUACGUCUCCUCCCCCGCCGGCGCCGACGCGCCGGCCCCGAAGAAUACGAUGGACUCGGUGAAGGACGUGCUCGGGAAGGUGGGGAAGAGGUUCGGCGAGGCGGCCCGCAAGACCGAGAACAUUACCGGCAACUUCUGGCAGCACUUAAAAACGGGACCAAGCAUUACUGAUGCAGCAAUGGGCAGGAUCUCCCAGAUCACCAAAGUCAUUGCGGAAGGUGGAUAUGAAAAAAUUUUCCAUCAAACUUUUGAUGUCGCCCCCGGUGAAAAACUCAAGAAGCCAUAUGCGUGCUAUUUGUCAACCUCUGCUGGUCCUGUUAUGGGUGUUCUUUACUUGUCCAAUGUAAAGCUGGCAUUCUGCAGUGAUAAUCCACUUGCUUACCAGGUUGGAGACAAAACUGAGUGGAGCUACUACAAGGUGGUCAUUCCCCUUGCUCAACUGAGGUCAGUUAAUUCUUCGACAAGCAGAACGAACGCAGCUGAGAAAUACAUUCAGGUGGUUUCUGUUGAUAACCAUGAGUUUUGGUUCAUGGGCUUCGUGUACUACGACAGCGCCGUGAAGAAUCUACAGGAAGCACAUCAGGAGGCUCAGAGUUCGCGUGCUCAGUGAUGUCUAUAGAUCGGAGCUAGCAUGUAAUACAUUGCAGUUGUUUUUCGAAACAGUAAUACGUUGCAGUUGUGAUAUACUGGUGUCCCGAUUUAGUUGGAUAGGUGUCGUCGGCAUUUGCUGCGAUUUGUACCAACUUAAAACAGUUCUUCGAUGUGUGACAUCGUGUGCAUCCUGUCAUGUUUGGUCUCUUC
Molecule: messenger RNA, 1112 nt
Organism: Phragmites australis (common reed)
Lineage: Eukaryota; Viridiplantae; Streptophyta; Magnoliopsida; Poales; Poaceae
Product: GEM-like protein 1
Exons: 4
Coding region: 154-921 (255 amino acids)
Source: RefSeq, a predicted model, not a curated record